Aphanomyces astaci is the source of this 2738-nucleotide messenger RNA. RefSeq lists its product as hypothetical. Gene Ontology annotation, molecular function: protein binding. NCBI's taxonomy places the organism in Eukaryota, Oomycota, Saprolegniomycetes, Saprolegniales, Verrucalvaceae. The coding region runs from base 279 to 2033 and encodes 584 amino acids. The record is from RefSeq and is a predicted model, not a curated record. The transcript is spliced from 14 exons.
AAUAAUAGUCACCUGCGCAUCUCUGGUUGGCAUGGCGGUGAAGCUGGCGCCCCCGCCAUUGUUCCAUGUGCGGGAGAUUCAAUCAUGCCGACGAAUGGUGUCGUCUAUGCGUUGUGUGAUUGUCAUCUCCGAGUUCUUUCAUCGCCUAUUGGAUGCCUUAACUGCGUACCUUCGGGCUCGGCAUACGUACAUCCUACCGCUGCAAUCUCCUCGAGCCUACACCCAAUGGCGAUAUCGAGCAACUAUGGCACGUCGCAUUCAGUGCAAGUGGCGAAGGUAUGUAUGUAGUACAUCCUGCACCCAGUACAGCAUACAUAGGUGCACGAAAUGAAUGCGUAUACAUGGCCCUGUACAGCUACACACACCGCCGGCUGCUCCAUCUCCACCUUCGAGCUCGACGCAAGUACGCCCUCAAAGCAGGACUUCCAUUGUAUGAGCACGCAGCCACGACCAUCCAAAAGCUAGUCAGAGGGCGGCAGUCCCGCCGCCACCUCCAACAACGUGGCCGACAUGUCCUUGAGAAACGGAAUGUGUAUGGCAAACCACAGUGGUGGGUCCUGGACGACGUUGUAACGUCGCAAGUUCGACUGGCACGGCUACAACGUCGACGGGACGAGUACCAAGCGCUUGUGCAGCAGCUCCGGUGUGAUGAACAGGCGAAAAAGAUGGCAUUGGACCGGUUUAGGGCCCUCGAGGCUAUGUUAACACUCUCCCCACCUGACCAACCCAUUCAAACAGAUUUGGUCGACGGGUACCCGUCCGCCUAUGCACACGAUGUGGUCCAACGUUUUUUGGCCCAACAUUUGCCUAAAAGCAGGGCAAACCUCAGCGCAGCUGAAACGGAGCUCCGCCUAGCAACCCAAAGCCACCCGUUGCUUCAUCAGGCCGCGACCAUCAUCAGUGCUAGGUAUCGCGUCAUGCAAUGCAAAAUCCCCUUCCUCCAACAUCGCAACGCCGUACGGGCGACAGAAAUUCGGUUCAAACGGUCCAAGGCCGAGUCGUUGGUUCGCAUGAAUGUCGCGAUGCAUCAACGGGCAGUGCUGCGCAUCCACGGUGCGGCCACCACCAUUUCGAGCUGGUGGAAGAUGGUAGCCGCGGUGGCUCUGGGCAUUUCACUGCGUAAACGGCGCGCCCACUUCAAGCUAAACGUGCUACUGGCCAUCGUCAUGACCAUGUUGCCCAAGGCCAAAGCUGCGCGGCGCCGGCAUCUCGUCGCCACCGUGGUGGUGCGGUACCGAGCCGUGGUAUCGACACGACUGGUGACAAAGGUGGUUGCGGCAUGGAAAGGCUAUGCCAAAGAAGAAGUCGCGCUGGGAAUGCAGCGCCGCGCCCGAGAGGAGCGAGGCAUGCUGUGCUUCAUAGAGUCGUGCGUGCGGCGACUACAGCGAAGUGUCAAGCACUUUUUGCACACGACGCGACCAAACUACACGCGUGCGGUAGUCUCAGGUCUGCACCCAGUGGUGGCUCUGCACCUCGAGCAAUGCCAGGGCGACUUGGCCAUACUAGCCCGUGCUGUCGAGUCGGACGUGCAGGGGUGGCUGGGUGCAGAAGAUUUCUCUCUGUGGGUGCACUUGGCCAAUGAGUACUGCCUUCCGCUGGCCCUACUUGAGCCUGUGGAUGCAUGGUGGCCUCGUGCGCUCGAGCUGUUGCGACUGCACGUCCAGUCGUCCGAUCGGCAGCCGUGGCGGGUGUGCGUGCUGGCAUUCUUGGACGACGUGAGUCCUCACUAUGCAGCCAUGGACGCUAUGGGAACGCAGCUGCUUCACAUCGAGGCCAAACACGAAUUGGUGUGCGUUGCUCGGUCGUACCUCGUGCACCUAUGUGCAACCCACCACGUGGCCAUGCACCCCAAUCGAGCCGUAUUGGCUGGGCAGGAAUUGGCGAAACAGUGGCAGCAAGACCUAGCCAUCCGAAGGCAUCUCCACGCGUCACCAAACACCACCACCGAGGCCGCCAUCGCUUGCUACAGGCACGAGGACAUACAUACACUCUCGUUUUCCCUGCACCUACCGACCUCCUGCAGCACCCAUUGAGUUCGGUUGUGUGUGCACUGUCUCUAUGUAGUCGAUUUCACAGCGACAACGGACCAAGUCCGUUGCUGUGUUCCAACUGCUUUGUCAUGUUCGAAUAUGACCUGCACCCAAGCCAAUGUCCGUGUGGGUUUGCAUACAUCCGACGCCCCACCACUUGCACCUACGUGCAACCCGUUCCGCUCCAUAAUAACGAAAUGGUUGUUCGGUUUCCGCAUGCCGAACGGAGCGACCUACUGCUGGUACAUGCUUACUUCCACGCGCUGGCGCCCCUUGGUCAUGCCAACCGACUGCAGUCGCCACCGCACCUAUGGCGUCUAGCUGUGACGCGCGCGCUCCCGUGGAUUGAGGUGCUGAGUUCGCACAACUUGCAUACGCUGGACGCAUUGUGCCAACUGCCAAGAAAGCUCGUGGAAAAUACUGUGAACCUUCCCGUGCGAGUUCACGCCCACCUUGUAGCAAUGGUGGCGGAGCUUACUCGACAAUGGCAAGAAUUGAUCGAAAUGGAAGCCGCCAGCGCUGGCUCAGGAUUUGGUCCGCAACGGUGAACCAGGACGACAAGAUGGAUGGGAGAGAGGCAGUUUACACUUUGUUUUACAUUGCCAUCGCCAAAUUGAAAUGAUUAUUACAAGAGCCAUGUAUGUGCAAGUUGAAGUCUAGCCCUCGGUGCCGAGUGGUGAUUUUACUCUAUAAUUUUAUAUACAUUUA